Messenger RNA from Aspergillus niger, 915 nucleotides. RefSeq lists its product as hypothetical. Lineage: Eukaryota; Fungi; Ascomycota; Eurotiomycetes; Eurotiales; Aspergillaceae. The record is from RefSeq and is a predicted model, not a curated record. The coding region runs from base 1 to 915 and encodes 304 amino acids. The transcript is spliced from 9 exons.
AUGCCGGUGAAGGGAUCUUGCUCGGUGGCAGUCAAACGCGCAGUUCUCACUACGCUGACCGAGAGUUGCGGUUAUGCAAUAUUCCGACAAACAGCGCUGCACAUGGGAAUAGCUUCAGCAAGUGAGCCAUUCGCGAGGGCCAUUGACGCGCGUCGGCACUCAGCCGGUCAAGCUUCGCCUGGCGAAAAGCUAGAAAAAGCUAAUCGCCAAUUAUCUCGAUUCUCGAUGGCAGCCGACCAAUUUGCCGACCCACUCUGGCCCACCGAUAGAAAACGGCAACGAUCGACUCAGAAGGUUUAUCUAGGGAGAGCGGGAUGCAUGGCAGCAAACUCUGCGGCGGAAGCUGAACUGCUGGUCAGCGGCUCCAAUGCGCCAAUCGCAUCCCUUGCUUCAGAGACGGGGUUCUUCGUUGACCAGAGCAAACAGUCAGUGUGGGUCGGCAUCCAUACUAUCGAUGACCCAGGAGUCCAGGACCAACCCGGUCCGGUUAGCAGAGUGGCAAUGAACCGCCCUGAGAGCAGAGAUUUCAAAAGCUGCUUAAUAGUGAGCAAUUUCUUAGCCUUCAUCUCUCAUAUUGGGAAGCAGUCCGAUCCACCUGAAUACGAGAAGGCCUGUGAUCCGUCAGCUGCAGUGCCGGCUACUUUCCAGAGAUGGGAGUUACUUUUGCCUUACCUCCUCCUUUUCCUGAAGGUCCCUUCAGGGAUGGCGUAUUUUGGCUUGCUGCCUUUCGUUCUCCAUUUUUGGUUGUCAGGAAUCACAAUUAAGAUCGCAAUCAACCCGUGGGCAUGCAAAAUGGGCGAUGAGAUUGAUAAUAACAGUGAUCAUGUCAACAGCACAAUAACAAACAAGCCUUUGCCUAGGACUUGGCGUAAUUUAUCACGGGUCCCUACAUGCCGUUGCCUUGAACUGACAUGA